Pelobates cultripes (western spadefoot toad) is the source of this 531-nucleotide messenger RNA. Lineage: Eukaryota; Metazoa; Chordata; Amphibia; Anura; Pelobatidae. The record is from the annotation of a GenBank genome assembly.
AUGCUUCAUAAACGAAAGUAUCCCAGCAUGCUUCAUAAACGAAAGAAUCCCACAAUGUUUCAUAACGAACGUAUCCCAGCAUGCUCGAUAACUGAAAGUAUUCCAGCAUGCCUCAUAAUCGAACAUAUGCCAGCAUUCAUCACCACUGAACGUAUCUCGGUACGCAUCACCUCUGAAUAUAUACCGGCAUGCAUCACCACUGAAAAUAUGCCGGCAUGCAUCACCACUGAACAUAUCCUGGUACGCAUCACCACUGAACGUAUCCCAGCAUGCAUCACCACUGAACAUAUCCUGGUACGCAUCACCACUGAACGUAUCCCAGCAUGCAUCACCACUGAACGGAUACCAGCAUGCAUCACCACUGAACAUAUCCUGGUACGCAUCACCACUAAACGUAUCCCAGCAUGCAUCACCAGUGAACAUAUACCAGCAUGCAUCACCACUGAACGUAUCCCAGCAUGCAUCACCACUGAACAUAUCCCGGUACGCAUCACCACUGAACAUAUCCCAGCAUGCAUCACCACUGGAUAA